UGAACCAGCUCACGAUGACCAUUAUCAAAAGAAGAAGAUGUGUGCCGUUGACGCAUACACAUUCGAGCAUCGGUCACUGCGCUCGCCACGAGCUGUCAUCCAUCUGGCGCUGCAGACGGAUGACACCGAGUGGCCAACGACAGCAAAGAAUCGCAACAAUGAGCCAACGAUACACACAGCAUUUGUCGAGUCCAUGGACGUGCUUGCACAGUGUGUCAGCCAGCCAUCCUGUGUGGGCAUCGUCUACUGUGACGUCAAGAGACGAUUGCAUCAUGAGCGAAGAGAUGCGACCGCCGUUGCCGACACGGAGGACGAUCCACACACAGGACAGCUUGCACACAUGGCAUGCAGAAAUCGAAUUGACCGGAACACCAGAGUCUUCGUUGUUUCUGUGCCGACAUCCCGACACAGACAACCCAUGGAACCGAAUCAGCCACACUCUUAAAUGACGGCCGACUCCCUCCCUCCCUCGCUCAACAUCUACACAGCCAGCAUAUAUAUCAGCCCUCCCCUCCCUCUCCCCUUCGUAUGCACACGGCCCCCUCUCCCCCCCUCCACCCCCUCUCUUAAACGGCAUACAGUGCGAACACGUUUGCCUGCCACGGGUGCAGCUUGAACCACACGCCCUUGUGCUGCGCCUCGCCGAUCCUCCGCCCGUAGUUCUCGAUGCCCAGCAGCCCGUGCAGCAGCACCUCCGGCUGGUCGCGCGUCUUGUGCGGCGGCACCGUCGCCAGAUAUGACGGCAGCUUGUCCGUCACCUGGCCAGGGAAUUUGACGUGGCAGACGGCCUCGUGGCCGCUGAAGUUGCUCACGCACAGCAACGGGCACGCGUAGUACACGCCGCGGAAUCCGGCCGGGUCGAUGAUGGGCCGGCCGCUCUCGUCGGUCAGCUCGGUGGUGGCCGUGGUCUCUGGCACGGCCUUGAGGGGCAGCGGUGGGGCCCAGAAGUGGGCGAUGACGUUGUGCCAGGAGUCGUUGCCCUCGCCGCCGGCGUACACCUCUGCCUUGAUCCAGUCGCCGUUGCGGAUGGCGGGGCGGCGCAGGAUGUCGAGGAUGCUCAUGUACAGGCCACUUGCCUCGGGGUUGGGCGCCUCGGGCGGACGCACCACUCGCUGCAUCUCCAGGUGAAACUUGCGACCUGCAAAAAGGAGAGGGAGGGAGCAGGGGAAGGUGCCAUCUUUGUUCCUCUCUCUCCCUCCUCUCUCUCUCCUCUCUCUCUCUCUCUCUGUGUGUGUGUGUGUGUGGUUGUGCUUGCGGACCUUCGAGUUGUCCAUCGUAGAAGAACCGGCAACCAGGCGACGUGAAGCAGGCGACGGCCGCGGCGCGAUGCUCGUUGAUGUGUUUGAAGGUGUCGGCCGAGCGGUCCUCGUCGUGAUUCUCCAGGAAACGCACCAGCUUGGACUGAUAGCCCAGAUCUGCACCACACAACAACCAGAGAAAAAAGAGAAAUACAGCCAGCCAGCCAUUACUGAUACAUACCCAUUGGCCUGAUCUCGCUUUCAUCUCACUGACCUGCAUGGAGGUGCAUUCUGGCUUCAUUGCCCUCUCUCAGCUUGAGCCGGUCGAACAGCCGUUUGUCGUAGCAGUAGUCGAAGCCCUGCUUCUGCAGGUGGAACUCCAUGUCCCAGUACACCUCGGCCAUGAAGAUGAACUCGGGGUUCUUCGACUUGACGCUCUUGAUCGCCUUGGGCCAAAACUCCUGCACCAGCACCCACCCACCCACACACACCACACACAGGCAGAGAGAGGGGUGGUGUGCAUAUGUGAGCCGAUCAGUGCCACUAUGUCAUUGUGUCACGCACCUCGAAGUGUCCGAGGUCUCUGCCCGUGGCCUGGUGGUAGAGGCCGCCCCAGGUCUUCCUGAAGAUGUCGGUGGUGACGAGCAUGGCCAUGUCGCACCGCACGCCGUCCGCCAUGGUCGAUAUCUUCUCCAAAACCUCCGUCUGCUGCCGCCUCAGCGCCUCCUCGGCGUAGUUGAGCUGGCACGUGUCCUGCCACCCGUCGAAGUAGGGAUCCUUGCCGUGGGCGAAGAUCUUGCCAUGGUGGCCCUUGAAGAAGUUCUGGGGCUGGGUGUGCAGCAGGUGGUCGUUGCCGGGGAAGAUGAAGUGGGGCGAGUCCUGCACCCACGGAUGGUCAUGUGCGAUGUGGUUCGGGAUGAAGUCGACCAACAGACGCAUGCCACGCUUGCCUGCUCGAGAGAGAAGACGCACAUGCAGUGGGAGAAGGCUGUGGCAGGUGUGCUGGAUUCCCUCCCUCCUCCCUCACCGAGUCUCAUCCGCAGUGUCUUGAGGGCCUCAUUGCCGCCGAAGUCGGAGUGGACGUCGUAGCCCGUGACGGAGAAGGGAGAGGAGCACACGUGGUCCUGAGGUGUCUGGGGCGAGAUCUUCUUCAUGUGCUUGCGGGCCUCCUCCAGAGACCUGCACGCGGCACGCAUCCACGGUGACACAUAUAGUCCUUUCCCUCUGCCGGGCUGUGUUUCUUGCGCCGGUCGUCUCACCUCUGCCCUGUACUCCAGACGCCCAGCAGGUAGAAGAUGUCGAAGCCCAGCGCCGAGAUGCGGUCGAGGUACUCGUCUGGGAUGUCCUCGAGCGUCGCCUUCCUCUUGAGCACAUGGCCGAGCUCGAACGUGAUGAUCCGCGCACUCACUUGGAACAGAGUGGGAUGCUUUGGAAGGGGCCGGAUAGAAGCAGAUGGAGCGGACAUCUUGGAAAACUGCAGAUCUC
Messenger RNA from Vitrella brassicaformis, 2723 nucleotides. Lineage: Eukaryota; Vitrellaceae. The record is from the annotation of a GenBank genome assembly.